AUGAGUAAAAAAAAAAGCAAAGUAUCAAAAGUUACGGCUCAUACUAGGGUUGAGGAAAACCCGGGUGAAUUUAGAGUUAACGAUGAAAUUUUAUUUUGUAAUUUUUGUGAUCACUCAAUAGACUGGAUACGAAAGUCGACAGUUGAUGACCAUCUUAAUA
This is a messenger RNA of Racocetra fulgida, 160 nucleotides long. The record is from the annotation of a GenBank genome assembly. NCBI's taxonomy places the organism in Eukaryota, Fungi, Glomeromycota, Glomeromycetes, Diversisporales, Gigasporaceae.